AUGGAGUGGUGGGGCGCACCUUCGGCAACCACGAACUUUCUUCGGGACUUCUACUCCGGCCAGGAGCGGUUCGUGUGCGUCCAGGAGCAUUUCGCGGCCUUUCCUACUUCCGGGAGCUGCUCCUUGUUGCAGGGUUGUCCUUUCUCUCCCUUCCUCCUCAACUGCCUCAUGGCGUACUGGAGUCGGGUGGUUGAACGCGAGGUGCCCGGCCUGUCCUUCGGCGUCUUCCUUGACGACAGAACCCUUUGGGCAUGUGACCGAGAUCCGAUCCCUCUACUCAGUCGGGGUGUCGAGGUGGGCGCCCGCAUUGACCGGCUUUGCGGCUUUGAGCUCCACCCCAACAAGCUGGAGUCAUUUGGGACCUCCGACAGCGUCCGUGAAGGACUGAUGGAACUUGCGGACACUGUGGGCAUCCCGCAGGUGGACUUCAAGCUGCUCGGGGUGCGCUAUCGCACCCAGGGGCAGGCGGUGUACGCGGCGGAGGACAUCACCUCCGAUUUGAAGGAGCGGGGCCGGCGCAUUCGCAUGGUCGCCCUGUCCAGCAAGCUCCGUGCUCGGUUGGUCGCGAUCCUGAUGAUCUCUAAGUUCAGAUUUUGCGCCCCUUGGGUGCGAUUCCUGGCUGCGACCAUCGACGGCUGGACUUCUCAGGUGGAGAUGACUAUUUGGGGCAGAAAGACGCCUAGUGGGAGAUCGGCGUGCCUAUUUUGGAACGUCGUGGCCGGCCUGGAGCAGCAUCCACGUUUUGCUCUCCACAGCGCUGCUUUGACCCACGAAUGGCGGCGUCUUGGCAGUGGAGCCGGCGGGACCCCUGGUCCCCGUGUUGGAGCCGCUUUGCAAGCCCUUGGAUGGCAGCUGGAGGGCAACUCCUGGGCUACCUCCUCUGGAGCGUUUUCUACGGGCCACAUUUCUGAACGUGGAUUUCGUGGUGAGCUGCGGCGGGCUUGGCGGGACCAUUUGUGGGCCGUGGACACCAAGACCGGCGGCCCGAUCUCAGCGGGUUCGUUCCCGGUCUGGUCAGAACUGGGGCGACACACCGAGGCUGGCACCUUUGCAUCCCUUCGUGUUGCAUGCGGAGCCGCUCAGGAUGGCCGAGACCUUCAACGGCUUGGAGGUUCUCUCCCUUGCAGAUGUGGCGUUUUGACUCCGUCCCGCCAUCAUCUGACCUUCGACUGCAUCGCCGAUGCCUGGACGUUGGACAGGCGUACAGAGGUAGAGAGGCGCAUGCUCACACCUUUGGUUCACCCCGACCAAGCGCCUCCGAGCGUCUCGGCCAAUGAGGACCUUGCCAUUUCGGCUGUCGUGCAAGCUCUCAUGGCUUGCCCUGACGACGAGAUCCCGAUCUUGGCAUUGGACGGUGGGGCCAUCUCCGGUUUCCACGGGGCUGAGUGGCAACGUGCCUCAUGGGCCGUUGCGGGCCCGGGGGGUCUUCUGGCGUCUGGCGAGGUCCCCACUUUCGAGCAGUCUGCUGCCGCUGGUGAACGCUGGGCCCUACGCAUUGCCGCCCUCGCGGUUGCGAGGGUUGGCCGAGAGGUGCGGGUACUCCAGGACAACUUGGCUUUGGUGGUCAAGCUGAGUCGCUGGAAAGCCAGCCGGGUGCUGCGACACCGUGAGUUGUGGACUUUUUGGGAUGACAUCGCUACAGCGAUUCCUUGGCUUCUUGCUUAUUGGGUUCCUUCUCAUGGCAAGAAGCAGAAAUGGUGUCCCCCGGUCGAUUGGCCGGAUGCUUCGAUAUGCCGUCAAAUGAACGAUUGGGCGGACAAGGGGGCUUCCGCUGUUCUGGAUCACUAUCGUAUUUGGAUCAGCAGCUUGAGGGGGCGUGUUGAUGCUGCCAACCAAUGGGCGGCUGAUGUGGUGAGAAAGCAAGCUAGGGUCACAGAACCUUUCCAGAAGGCCAUUCGCGAGCGGAUGUCUGACCGCAGACACAGCUUGUGA
This is a messenger RNA of Effrenium voratum, 1932 nucleotides long. NCBI's taxonomy places the organism in Eukaryota, Dinophyceae, Suessiales, Symbiodiniaceae. The record is from the annotation of a GenBank genome assembly.